Molecule: messenger RNA, 1299 nt
Organism: Neospora caninum
Lineage: Eukaryota; Apicomplexa; Conoidasida; Eucoccidiorida; Sarcocystidae
Exons: 6
Coding region: 1-1299 (432 amino acids)
Source: RefSeq, a predicted model, not a curated record
AUGGCUCGACUGUUCGGGUUUUGCCUCAUCACGUGCCUGAUUUGCGUGGCGAAUGGAAGCGACGCACUUCAGCUCCGCCUUCCGCGAAAUGGGUUGACUGUCGAACAAAGCUUUGCGUCCGAAGACAUAGAAGUCGUGGGAGGACGGGUCUCCACCCUUCAAGCUGAGUUGGACGCAUUCUGCAAUAAUCGGUACAACCAACUUUGCCACGGCGGCAGACCGGAUUUCUGCGAUAAGAUUGCCGUCGCACGUUACGGCACGGGCCUUCAAAGCCAGCAGACUGCUGAGUGGAGAUGCUACGCCGUUGACGUCUUGAAGCCCACAGACCGCAAGGUGCAGUGUGUCGAUGACUGCGGCAACUAUUUCCCGUGUCUAGGCGUUGUCGAACCCAACAAAACUUUCCACGCAACUGCACACGCACAGAUUUUGCAGUUCAUCGAGGCAGGGGUCGAAAAGCACUGCAGUCCAUUUCAAGACGCUGGUGACAAGUACUGUCAGGGUGUGUUUGCAAACUCUGUCGCCCGCAAAGACGCUGGCACCUCUUCUCAGCAAGAGAAAAAGUGGCGGUGCUACCAGAAGGAUAGCCUCACUUACGAGGCCAGAUCCAUUUGCAUGGACAACUGCGGGGGCGAACGCGAAUGCGCCGGAGGCCGGUCAGUAAACCCCCCGGUUUGCGCCGACACCGACAGCCUUCUGCGAAGCACUAAGCGCAGCAAAGCGCAGAGAUUCAUCGACGACGCGUGUCAGCAAGAGUUUGAUCGCCUCUGCAAGCGAGACAAAAAGUUCUGCAAGACCGUAGUAGCCCGAAAGGAUCGAGGCCGUGCAGGUAGCCAAGAUACGGCAGAGUGGCGCUGUUACGCAUUGGAAGAGUUGAACUUCCAAAGCAAAGGCUCGGCGUGCAUUGACGAGUGCGGCAACGAGCUCCCGUGCCAAGGCGGCGUUCCAGAAGCAUCUACGCACCACGUGACAUGGCAGGACUUGCCGUCGAAGGUUAAAGAGGCUCAGGAGAAGUUCUGCUCUGCCCGCCAAAAAGCUGCCAAUGAUUACUGCGAAUCAGAAUUCCCAGACAGUCUGGCGCGAUACGGAAGCGGCGCGGGAGAUCACACGAGUCAAUAUCGGUGUGUGAAAAAGGACGCGCUGCGUGCGGAUGCCGAGGCGAAGUGCGCAGAUUCCUGCAAGGGAACGGAAACGUGUGGAGGAGGUCGAAGCAGAGUUGAUGGACCACUCUCAAUUGAUGAGGUUAUGAAUGCCCACGAGGGUAUUACAAAGGCCAUGGAAAACGCUUCAACAGAGUGCUAG